UCUGGAGGGUUCCCCCACCCGAGGGAGCUCCGGCGAGGCGCCCGCCGCGCCCCGCUGCUGAGACCCGCCCGAGCUCGGGGGACCCGAGGCCUCCGAUUUCGGCGGGGGUCCCCCAACCUUGCGCUGCCCCGAGGCUGCGGGGGUGAAUUCGGGUAGGAAGCUUGCGUCGUGGUGGAAACUAGGAACCGCCAGACUGAGGAAGCUUGCGUGGCUGGGGAAAUGGAGACGGGGACGUGGGCCGGCUGGGGGGAGUGGGGCAGGAGACCUCUUCCUAGCGGGAAGGUCUCUGCCACUCUGUGGUUUUUUUGUUUGGUUUGUUUUUUAUUUUACUCUGCUGAAUUUUAUUUUGCAUCCCAAAGUGACGUCCCAUAUAGGUGAAAGUAGCAACUUUUCCUCUGACUCUGACCACACACCCUAUCUUUUUUCUUCCCCAGUGCUGGUUUUCAUAGGUUGUGGAUCAUGUUGAAGAGACACCUACGUUGAAGUUACACAGUGGUGGGUGGGGGCUUGUAGCUCAUAUUUAGGGUAAUUCUCUGAUGAAAGGACAGCUAUUAGAACUGGACUUGGUCCUCUGUGUCUUUAUUUUGGGAAACGUUGCCUGGUCCCUAUGGGGGAGGGGAGAGAGAUGUGAGAAGUUGAAACUGACCCAGAAAAGGAUGACUGAAGGUAGUUGUAUUAAGUAGUGGCGCUGAAAAGGUCCCAUCCUGAACUUCCUGAAAGGGGACUGGUGAUGAGCAGUUAAGGUUUUACUUUCUCAAAACAAACUUAUGGUAGAUUUUAUAUCUUGUCACAGGGGAUGGGGCGCUGCUUUUUUUUGGGGGGGGGUCAACUCUUUUAUUUUAAAGCAAGAUACACUCAAUAUCUAAAAUAUUUCCUGUAUAUACUGAAAAUGAUCCUUCUCUCUCCUGCUCCUUCUCUCCCCCGCCCUUUCCCCUGUCCCACAGGCAUUCUCCUUGAGUAUUUACUGAGCACUCUCCAAGGGUGAGGCUGACUCUAACCCACAUGAGUCCUCCAGGGGCUCACCCUGACACCUUAACAUGGGGAUGAGUGCGAUGACAGGGGAAGGUCAAGCCAAGCGCAGAGAAACUGUUCUCCAGGAAGUGAGAAAUGAGAGAUGAUUACAGACAAUAGUCUGGGGAGGGACUGGGUUGGAGCAGGGGUUGAGUGGAGGGGGGCAAAAAAGGAAGAAAAUGAGAGACAUCUGUCAUACUGUCAACAACAACAGCAAAUGUGAAAAAGAAAACAGAGGCAUAAAUGAUAUUGGACAUAGUGCUUUGCCCCCUCCCCACACAAAAAAAUAAAUCUCAAAAGGUGAAGAAUUUUCAAAAUAAAGUGUAGGCUAUAGCAAAUAAACUUUAUAUUUCACUAAAGUGGAGAUCGAGUUUCCCUUUUAUAAAAGACUGAUUCAAAUGAUGAGACUGUAGGAAAAGAAAAUAACUUUCUCUCAAAUAUAGCACAGGUUGAAUCAUAACUCAUGGGUUUUGAAAUGGGUCAUCUUUUAAAAUGGGUCACUUUGGCUAGAAUCAUUGCACUUGGUGACUUUCAAAUUGAAAAAGUGGAGUUCUUUCUGAGGAUCAGCUGCACUAGAAUCUACGUAACAAAACAGGACAUGGUAGUAGAAAGAAACCGGGAGAAAUUCAGAAAGAACAGUGUGUAACUCUAGACCAGUGGUUCUCAACCUUCCUAAUGCUGCGACCCUUUAAUACAGUUCCUCAUGUUGUGGUGACCCCCAAUUUCAUUGUUACAAAUUGAACAUAAUUAAAGCAUAGUGAUUAAUCACAAAAACAACAUGUAAUUAUACAUGUGUUUUCCGAUGGUCUUAGGCGACCCCUGUGAAAGGGUCGUUCGACCCCCAAAGGGGUCGCGACCCACAGGUUGAGAACCGCUGAUCUAGAUGAUCACAGUAUGCAUACACAGGGUGAGGCAAAAGUAGGUUUACAAUUGUUUGUAUAAAAAAUAAUAAAAUAAUAAAUAAUAAUACAAGACUAAACUCUGUUUCUUGUAUUUACAACUGUAAACCUACUUUUGUCCCGCCUCGUACAUAGGUAUAAGUAUCUUAUCAUGUUUAAAGAUAAGAAAGUUGGUCUAGUGAGAUGACCAAAGUUUUUUUUAAAUCCUCAACUGAGGAUAUGUUUUUAUUGAUUUUAAAGAGAGAAUGGAAGAGAGAAACAUGGACUGGUGGCCUCCAAUAGGCGCCCCCAACUGUAUGCACCGAACUACAUAUCCUGACCAGGGAUCAAACCUGCAACCUAGGUAUGUGGCCUGACUGGGAAUCGAACCUGCAGCCUUUUUGGUGUACAGGUUGAUGCUUCAACCAACUGAGCCACCCAGCCAGGGCAAGAUAAUCACACUUUGAAUAAACAAAAGUGAUUUUUUACAUUUUAAUGCCGGAAUUUCAGAGGCUGACUUUGAUCUGAAAUUUUUACGAUUAUCGUCCAUAGUGAAGGCUUUGACACUCUCAGAAGCCAGUUUUCUACAGAAAGGAAUGAAUGUUCUACCAAUUCUGCAGGUGGAGUCCAGGCUGCACCAGAACGUUUACUCGCUCUGGUAAUGGAUACACGCUGGAAGCAUCACUGAAGCCUUCCUGGCAUCCCACCUACCACACAGCUACACUUAACUUCCGCAGAAGGAAGUACAUGGGAUACCUGCUCGAAGCCAGCCACCGAACUCGAUGAAGGAUGCCGGCGUGGGAACAUAUUGAUGUGCCAGUGUCCUCAUUCUAUAGCGUGUUCCAUUCUUUUGCAAGCUCAGCAAAAAUGGUCUUCAAAGAAAACAUUUUGUGACAUAAGAAGCUCCUUUUACAUUUGUAACGACCAGCCUGUCUUAAGAUGACCAUCGGCUCUACAGAGUACGAAGCUCUGCGGUCUCGAAGAAGCACAUGCCCAUUUAACACGGAGCCUAACUAAGAACGGACGUCAGAAUGUUUGUUAGUGGCAGAAGAGUGAAAAAAUGGCAGUUUGUCCAGUUAUUUGCCACUUGUUUCAUACUGAGCCUCAUGUUUUUUUGGGAACCAUUUGAUAACCACAUUGUGAGCCAUAUGAAAUCCUACUCUUACAGAUACCUCAUAAACAGCUACGACUUUGUGAAUGAGAGCCUGUCUCUCAAGCGCAGCGAGGAUGGGGCGCCUCGCUACCAGUACUGGAUUAACCACAAGGAGAAGUGCCAAGCACAGGAUGUCCUCCUAUUACUGUUUGUAAAGACUGCUCCUGAAAACUACGACCGACGUUCUACAAUCAGGAAAACGUGGGGCAAUGAGAAGUAUGUUCGGUCUCAACUUAAUGCCAACAUCAAAACUCUGUUUGCCUUAGGAACGCCUUCGAACCCACUGACGAGAGAAAAACUGCAAAGGAAAUUGGUUUGGGAAGACCAGAUAUACAAUGAUAUCAUUCAGCAAGACUUUGCUGAUUCUUUCUACAAUCUGACUCUUAAAUUACGUAUGCAAUUCAGUUGGGCAAAUACCUUUUGUCCACAUGCUAAAUUCCUUAUGACUGCUGAUGAUGACAUAUUUAUUCACAUGCCAAACCUUAUUGAAUACCUCCAAAGUUUAGAACAGAUGGGUGUUCAAGACUUUUGGAUUGGUCGUGUUCACCGUGGUGCCCCUCCCGUUAGAAACAAACAGAGCAAAUACUAUGUCUCCUAUGAAAUGUACCAGUGGCCAGCUUACCCGGACUACACUGCUGGGGCUGCUUACGUGAUCUCUAGUGAUGUAGCUGCCAAAGUCUACGAGGCCUCACAGACACUCAACUCUAGUCUCUACAUUGAUGAUGUGUUCAUGGGCCUCUGUGCCAAUAAAAUGGGGAUAGUACCACAAGACCAUGUGUUUUUCUCUGGGGAAGGGAAAACUCCUUAUCAUCCCUGCAUCUACAAUAAAAUGAUGACAUCUCAUGGACAUGUUCAAGAUCUUCAGGACCUUUGGGAGGAUGCCACAGACCCUAAAGUGAAAACAGUUGCAAAUGGUUUUUUUGGCCAGGUAUACUGCAGGAUAAUGAAAAUAGUUCUCCUUUGCAAGUUGACCUAUGUGGACACAUAUCCCUGUAGGGCUGCCUUUGUCUAAUAGUACUUGAAUGUUGUAUGUUUCCACUGUCACUGAGCCAAACCUGGAUGAAAAACCUUUAAAUGUUGGUCUAUACCUUAAGUGAACGAUGAAUAUGAACAAAACAAAGAAAUAUUUUGAAAGUGCAGUCUCUCAGAAUUUUUCUUUGAUUGUAGAAGCUAUUCAGUAUAACUUAUCUACUUCAUUGCCUAAAUCCAUUUCAAGGAAUUUAUAUUUAGAAAAGGCUUGUGAAAACAAAACUAAAGGGGAAUUCAAGUUCUCAAUGCCACACAUAUAUCUGCAGCAUAAAGAAGUUAUUAAGGAACCACAGUGUUAGUAGAAUAACUGCAUUGGAAAGUACCAACCGAGUGUAGAGUAUACCAUUUCAAAGAAAGGAAUAUAUUGUUAAACUAGGUAUACAAGUUAAUUUUUAUUAAAGAGCACUUGAUGGAAAUGGUGGGGGCAGUGGAGGAUUGGCAUAAGAGAAAGUACUGCAUCUGGUAAAGGCAAGCCUCAUAUUUUUCAGAGGAGAUUUAGGAAAAUGUAUAGCAGGUCCUCACAUAACCUGGUUUUGUCAAGCAUCAUUUUGUUACAGCAUUGAUGAGAUUUUGUAGGAACUUGACUCUUGUUUAUAUCAAUUAGCCUAUUGUAAAAAUUUUUCAUUAUACGUUGUUCCACUGCAGUUCCAACUUACCGAUAAUGUUAAAUGAGGACUUCCUGUACACAAUUUCUUUAUAAACAGCCAAAUCACUAUUGUCACAUCCAUGUAGAUAGUAUUGGGGCCAUUUAAAACAUAUUUAUGUCUUUUUCCAAAGUUUAAUGUAAAACUGGAGAAGUCAUUAGCUCUGCCCUAACUGGUACUCUCUAUAUAUUUAUCAUUAGAAAAUGACAUAAAACAUGGCAGCUUGCUACCCAUAGGGUCCUUCUGUAAGAAGAAAUCAUUGUUUAUUCAAAUAAGCUGAUAUUAAUUUUAAUUCAAUGAAUUUUUCAACUGGUUCUUAAAUAUUCAAUAUCGGUCUGUUUUUAAGGUAGUUAUUUGAAUGUAGUUUGCAUAGAGGCAUAAUAUUAUGAAGACUUCAAAAGGAAAGGUAGAACAUUAAAAACUUAUUUUCUCUAUAAAUUAUAAAAUAAAAUUCUUAAUAUCUAAAUUAUUGUAAUGGUUACUAAAAUUAGCCUACUUCUCCCCAACAGGUUUCAUAAACCACAGUAUUUUGUUCCAGUUUCAGAUUUUAAAAUUGAGAGUAUUAAACGUCACACCAAAACUAAAGUAUCUUCAAAAAAUCGAUUUCAUCAAAACAACCAUUAGACGUAUCUUUGACUUUUAAGUAUUUCAAACUUGAAGUCAGAAUGAAAGUUGUCAGAAUGAGAUUGAAAGCAUUUGUAAAGCCAUAUGUCCCUUAUAAUCCAGGAGAUGUGGCUGAGAUAGAACAGAGGGAGUUUCAUUUCUUUUACAGAGCAGGGUAGAAAGGUGGUCUUGGUGCUAACAGCUUCCCCGCACUGCAGAAAGAACGGGGUGAUGCCUAUUAUUAGGGGGAUCAUCUGAAAGCCAAAAUAGCGACCUCAGCGAAAGCAGUUGUACCGAUUAUAGAAUCUGUCUGCAGAGGUGCUUGUUAGGGAAAAUGAAGAGUCUCUCGUGUACUUAGAUGAGGUCUGAAACAUGGAAAACAAAAGAAAACUAAAAAAAGAAUCCUCAGUAAACACAACUAGAUGAUGGCAUAUACAAUUAUUUUUUGCAGGUAGCUUUUUAGUAUUUACAGAAAUCUUUUUCUCUGUUUUGAACAUUGAGGCUUGUUUAUGUUGAUUGCUGAGAUAAUUCAGAAUUCUUAACUAAUGUCAAAACUACAGUGUCAACCAUUGUAGUUUAUAGUUCCCUUCAGAGUAGAUUCGGGUUUUUUAGAUUACAGCUUGAAAUUUGCGACCAAUUUAAAAAACUGGGGAGAAUAAAAGCACAGUUUGAUAAAGCAGAUGUAUAAUUAAUUUUCAUUAGUUGCGUCUUUAUAUAACAGCUUGCCUUUUGGCCAUACACACCCUGUGUAGCUAUACUUGUAACUGUCUAAAUUUUUCAUUGGUUGAAAAUAUCAGCAUCUCCCUGGCCAUUGAAACUAUCUCGUUUGUUUACAGCAAUACUUCUGUGAAACAGUUAUUUAUUUGUGAAAGAGCUCUCCUCAACUGUGUUCAUCUUUUUCCUUUUUGCUGACAAUAGAACAGAUUUAAAUUUGCAGGCCCUUCCUUUUUGAAUAAGAAGGAAGUUGCCAGAUGCUUCUUUCAUCAGACUUAAAGUACUGAGAAGACUAUUUGUAAAUACAAUAUAAGGAUUCCUGCCUUUUAAAAAGGAAGGUACAACUUUGGUGCUCCAAUGCAGGGCUGUCUGAAAACUCAUAAACGAAGGAAAAAUAAACAAUCAGCCUGGAUGGUCACUUGGGUAGAAGACGGUUGUACACAGUGUUAUUGCUAAAAACGUUUUACCUCUUGGUUGGUUCGCAUCUUUUUUUCUUUCAUAUUAUUAAUUUGAUACCAAAAUGUUAAAUAUUUAUAUUAUUUGAAUUUUGCUUAUAUGUUAAAAUAAUUAGUGGUGUUUUUUUUUUUUAAAUAAAUCUGUGAUUUACAAUAAACAACUUGGAAAUUGUCA
Myotis daubentonii (Daubenton's bat) is the source of this 6662-nucleotide messenger RNA. RefSeq names its product UDP-GlcNAc:betaGal beta-1,3-N-acetylglucosaminyltransferase 5 (gene B3GNT5). The record is from RefSeq and is a predicted model, not a curated record. Lineage: Eukaryota; Metazoa; Chordata; Mammalia; Chiroptera; Vespertilionidae. The transcript has 3 exons. Gene Ontology annotation, molecular function: N-acetyllactosaminide beta-1,3-N-acetylglucosaminyltransferase activity. Gene Ontology annotation, cellular component: Golgi membrane. Gene Ontology annotation, biological process: protein O-linked glycosylation. Bases 2921 to 4054 code for a protein of 377 amino acids.